UCCGGCCGGGCGAUCACGAGCGGCGUCGUGUCGGUGCAGUGCAACCGUGCCGGCGGCCGGGUGCUGCAGAGCAGCGGCGACUACCGCAUGGCCGGCCUGUCCUCCGUGAGCGUGGUGCCGUGCGACGGCUGUGCGGCCGCGCUGGCGUGCUUCGAUGCGCUGACGGCUUCGUUCUCUGACUGCGCGUGCAGCUGCCGUGCCGGCGGUGUGGGCGAGGCGUGCCUGCCGUUCGACGUGCCGCCUGCGAGGGCCGGUGGUGGUUCGCAGGACUGCGUGAGUGGUGUGACGCUGACGGAGUCCGUGACGGUUGGCGGUGGGCGGGCGACGGCGUGCUUCGACUUGGUGGUGUUCAGCGGGCCAAUCACCGUGGCGGUGGACCUGCGCUCGAUGGACGCGUUCGCUGACGCUCUGAACGUGACGCUGCGCCACUGCGUGCUUGCGGGCGGCGCGCAGCUGCGGAUUGGUGGCCUCAGCGAGAGCACGGCGCUCUCGAUGCCUCACGCCCUCGUCAACAUGACAAAUGUGACGUCGCUGGAGGGCACGUUCGUGCUGCAUGGCGCGAUGCCGCCGAACUCGAGUGUGCUGCUGGCGAACUCAACGCUGCGUACGACGGUUGGCGGGUCGCGGUACGUGCCGACGACCCAUGGCCAUGCGGGAUUGAGGUGUGGCUCUGCGCUUGUCCUGGACGGCGUCCGUCUUCUGUCGACGCGGUUUGUCAUGACGCGGUCUACGCUGGCGUGUGGCGGGGGUUCUUGCGCGGCUAUCCUCGUGGAGCGCAGCCUUGACGUGAACCUGUCCAGCGCCUUUUACAUGGACAACUGCGUUGUCGUGUCGCAGAUGCACGUGAUGCACGGUCUUGCGUCGGACCUGCGUGUCAGCGGCGGCUCCGUGUUCUCCAUACAGAACAGCUCUUGGAGUGCGCCGAGCACCGAAUACUAUAACGGCGCGUGUGGGUUCAGGGAUGUUGCGGUGGCUGGCGGCAGCGUGCUGCAGAUCGUGUGCAACACUUUCCGCCUCAGCUUUGCCAUGCUCAUGGCAGCCACUUUGUCCGUGACCGGCGGCAGCUGGCUGGUGCACCGCGACAACGAGUUCCGCACCGCCUACGUCGUGCACGUGAAUAACUACUACGGCGUGGCUUUCCGCGAUCGGAGUGUGUGGUCGAUAAUUGACAACAAACUCACGCACGGCUCGUACUCGUCGACCAUUGCACACAUGACAAACGAUUGGUCACAAUCAUCCGACUCGCGCCCGAUCAUCUACGGCGUGUGCAACGAGGCAAGGGGCUCUCCUGUGACGG
Messenger RNA from Trypanosoma cruzi, 1297 nucleotides. Its product is annotated as dispersed gene family protein 1 (DGF-1), putative. The record is from RefSeq and is a predicted model, not a curated record. The transcript has a single exon. Lineage: Eukaryota; Euglenozoa; Kinetoplastea; Trypanosomatida; Trypanosomatidae. The annotation marks the transcript as partial.